CUUUUUUCUUUUGAUCAGGCACUUUUAACGGGCUACCCACCCCGUGCAAACGCGGGCAGAAAACCCCGUCGCUCGCUGCCGAAAGCCCUCUUCUCAUGAUCCGCCAUUAGAGUGAACCUGUGGUGGGUUGAACGGCAGGAUGCAGAUUUUCGUCAAAACCCUCACGGGGAAGACCAUAACCCUCGAGGUUGAGCCUUCAGAUACUAUUGAAAAUGUCAAGGCCAAGAUCCAGGACAAAGAGGGAAUCCCUCCUGAUCAGCAGAGGUUGAUCUUCGCUGGGAAGCAGCUGGAGGACGGACGCACGCUGUCCGACUACAACAUCCAGAAGGAGUCCACGCUGCACUUGGUGCUGAGGCUGCGCGGGGGGGCUAAGAAGAGGAAGAAGAAGUCCUACACCACCCCCAAGAAGAACAAGCACAAGAGGAAGAAGGUCAAGCUCGCUGUGCUCAAAUACUACAAGGUGGAUGAGAACGGUAAAAUCCACCGGCUGAGGCGCGAGUGUCCUGCUGAUGAGUGCGGUGCCGGCGUCUUCAUGGCGAGCCACUUUGACCGCCACUACUGCGGGAAGUGCUGCCUGACCUACUGCUUCAACAAGCCUGAGGACAAGUAGACGGAGACACACGUUGAAAUAAAGACGAAAUGUUUUGACACAA
Molecule: messenger RNA, 653 nt
Organism: Sander lucioperca (pikeperch)
Lineage: Eukaryota; Metazoa; Chordata; Actinopteri; Perciformes; Percidae
Gene: rps27a
Product: ribosomal protein S27a
Exons: 6
Coding region: 140-610 (156 amino acids)
Biological process (GO): protein ubiquitination; translation; modification-dependent protein catabolic process
Cellular component (GO): nucleus; ribosome; cytoplasm
Molecular function (GO): protein tag activity; structural constituent of ribosome; ubiquitin protein ligase binding
Source: RefSeq, a predicted model, not a curated record